AAAUCAGUCCAGUAAGUCAACACUCAUCAGCUUGAAUAUCUUUCUGAUAUAAAGCCACAUAUGGAUUGCCUUUUUUUCUCUGUGGAAUCUCCCACAGCACACUGUCAAUUCUAGACCAUGCCAUUUCCUUAGCAAUUGUCCUGCUUCUGUCUUUUCCUCAAGAUUAGUCUUGGGUUGUUUACAGUGUACAGAAAAUCAAAGCAGAGGUACAGCUUAUUUCUUCAGCCAUGUGAAUGUAACUGAUUACACAGAAUAAACUAGUCUGAGAAAACGGUAAAACAGGAAACAGAGGGCCGUAUUUUUGCUCUGAAAGCACACACUUCUACAUGCUCCUGUGCUCCUACAUCAUGUGCUCCAAAUUAAGUUUUAUGUGAGAGAUAACUUUUGCAUCUUGGAAUUAAAAAUACGCUUCUCAUUUUUGCAUGUUACAAAAUAAAGCUUUGUCCAAAAUAAGAAAAAGGAGGAAUCUCUGCAGAGAUGUUUUGCUUGACCAAAAGCUGGUUUUAAACAUGUGACAUAUAAACUACUGUGCCUGAUGCGAGAGUCUGGGUAUGUUUUAGUUGGUACUUUAUCUAUAAUGGAUGAAAUCAGAAUUCUGUUUUCCAAUUUUGAACUUCAUUACAAAACCUUUACCUCCUUUCUCCCCCUUACUCAUGGUUUUUAGUCAUUUUAAGUGUUCACACAGUAGGUUUUAAAUACAUUUUUGUUGGUUAUAAAAUUACAAGAAGGGAGGAAUAUCUAGCAGUAAAAAGAGGUUUUAAAAUCAGUAGAUUUGAGUGUACUGCUUCUAUUGCUUUAAGUUUUGUUUUUAUAUUGUAAAGAAUGACCAGGAAAUUUCACAUAUGGUAUGUUUCAAAAAAGCUGCAAGAAAGUUAUUUUAAUAGGAAAAAUGAAUGCAUGAAUUAUUUAAAAUAGUUGGUGCAACUGUUCCUGUUAACUAAUCCAGGCACUUGGAAGGCAAUUACACUGAGCUUUGACAACAUUCCCAACCCACUGCAGGUGCCUUAUGCCAAAAGCUAUUGUUGUUUUAUUGACCACGUUCACCAUUACAUAUGCAUAUGAAAAAACAGAGGCAUUUUCAUCGGGAUUACCCUAAUAGCAUUAAGAGAUUAUUUUUUAAAUUUCCUUGGAAGGAAAUUCACUUAAAUGAGAUUACUUAUUACUUGACUGGUUUCCUAUCACGCUGCUGUGUUUAGGUAAGUGGAGUCCAUUAGAGUAUAAAGUUUUUCUAAAAACUGAUUUUAUACAUUAAUGAUUUCAAAUAAAAGAGAAGUACUAUAUUUGUGCACAGCUUCUUUUGGGAAAGUUAAGUCGAUGCUCUGGUUAGGAGAGAUAACACUUUCUGUCCCUGUUGGUGGCCCCCCAGUGUCACCAUUAGUUGCUAAUUACUUGCAAACAAAUAAACAAUUAACUGCUCGUGCCUUUCGGUGGCAGAGUUUGCAUUGACAUGCUAAAACUUUCUAAUAAAAGAUUUGAAUUAAUGACGUUGCAAAUCCAACCCCCUUCUCAGCAUAGCUAUAAGGAGGACUGGUGGAGAAAUGCAAGUACAGUAUACCUGUUGUGCUGGCUGAAGGUGAAGGCAUGGCAAGCACCUCGCUGAGUGCUGCUAACACAGCUGCCUCCCAGAACCUUCGGAAGGGGUCUGGUUUUGUAGAAAAUAAACCCACACAGUGUUCAUUUUCCAUUGAGAGCAUUCUGGGACUGGAGCAGAAAAAAGAUGGUAUUCCAUCUGUGAAACCUCACAGACCAUGGAUGGAUGCAUGCACCAACUUGGUUUUAGGUGAUGACAGUAAUCCCCGUCUGCAAAUCCCCGUUGUUUGCUAUGAAAAUCCAUUAUUUCAUGCUAACAGUAAUCCAAUGCAAGAGGAGAAAGUUCUGAAAUGUGAAAAAUAUCUUUCAGUCACCGACAGGCUGUCCUUCAAACGGGAAUUGAGCUGGUACAGGGGUAGAAGACCAAGAACUGCAUUCACUAGAAACCAGAUUGAAGUCUUGGAAAAUGUUUUCAAAAUGAACUCCUACCCUGGCAUUGACAUUAGAGAAGAGCUGGCUCGCAAGUUAGAUUUAGAUGAAGACAGGAUCCAGAUCUGGUUCCAGAACCGUCGUGCAAAGCUGAAAAGAUCACACCGGGAAUCUCAGUUUCUAAUAGCAAAAACCACUUUUACCUCCAGCCUGCUGGAGUAGGAGGAAGGAUGGUUUGUUGUACUACAAUACAACAUGAAGAAUUGUUGGAGUUUUCAUAGCUUGUAUUAAGUAAUUAUGAUAGAUUAAUUAUGAAUUAUUAUCUCAAGAUUUCAAAGUUUAUAAUAAUUUUCAUUCAAAUAAACUGUAAAUACUUGAAA
Molecule: messenger RNA, 2339 nt
Organism: Pezoporus flaviventris
Lineage: Eukaryota; Metazoa; Chordata; Aves; Psittaciformes; Psittacidae
Gene: HESX1
Product: HESX homeobox 1
Exons: 4
Coding region: 1582-2181 (199 amino acids)
Biological process (GO): regulation of transcription by RNA polymerase II; pituitary gland development; forebrain development
Cellular component (GO): nucleus
Molecular function (GO): DNA-binding transcription repressor activity, RNA polymerase II-specific; RNA polymerase II cis-regulatory region sequence-specific DNA binding
Source: RefSeq, a predicted model, not a curated record